This is a messenger RNA of Anisakis simplex (herring worm), 276 nucleotides long. The record is from the annotation of a GenBank genome assembly. NCBI's taxonomy places the organism in Eukaryota, Metazoa, Nematoda, Chromadorea, Rhabditida, Anisakidae.
AUGGAGAUCGAAGAAAGACUGUUGGAGCUAAAUAUUAGUCAGAAUCCUCCACCGGUAAAACCGAACGAAUCCAAAGUGAACAUAACACUACCAGCGAUAUCACUCCCGAAAUUUGACAGGAAUCCGCUCAAAUAUAAAAGUUACUGGGACCAAUUUGAUAACUUGGUCCAUCAACAGAGAAUAGCCAACGUCACUAAGCUCACGCAUUUUUUGUCUACACUGCACGGAAUGGCCAAAGCAGCGUUGGAAGGGUUGCCAGUAACCAACGCUAGCUAG